AUGAAAAUUGGUCAUGAUAAUCCUGAUUGUAUAAAACAAAGAUCUUGUGCAAAUGUUGCCGGAACAUUAUCAGGAUCAACAACAACACCAACAGCUGAUACCCAUAGAAUUGAACAAACUCCUUCAUUAGGUAAACCGCAACAACAAAUAAAAAUUUGUUAUAGGUGCAAACAACCAGGUCAUGUUCACAACGAUUGCAUUGUUGAUCAUCAAGGUGUGGUUCACCAUUCAACACCAAUAUCAAAUGCUGAACUUUUAUCAACAUGCUCAACACCUACUGUUGUUGGUGAACGUGAUGUUGAUGAUUUCAAAAGCCCACAACUAGUAGCAGUGCAAGGACGUACUACACUACUGGUGGUAUUAUCUGCAGGUAAACAAGUCGGUGGCGUAGAAUUUGUAUCUUGUCAUACGAAAUAUAAUGUUGUUCAUGAACAACAAUCACAUGUUCAACAACAACCAGGUGUGGAAAAGCAACUAGAUGUACAACAACAGCUUACACUUAAUGUAAUUAAUCAAGCACCGAUCAUUAAUCUUUUAGAAGCAUAUACAAUAUAUAAAGAAGGGCAAAAUGUGCUAAAAAGACCUCUUCAUGAUGAAAACAAUUUAACAGAAAGUGAUUCGAAAAAGCAGCAUGUCCAUAUCUCUCUGUCUAUCGAGGAGAAUCAGGAAGAAGAAGGUAAAAUUUAA
Messenger RNA from Rotaria sp. Silwood2, 687 nucleotides. Lineage: Eukaryota; Metazoa; Rotifera; Eurotatoria; Philodinida; Philodinidae. The record is from the annotation of a GenBank genome assembly.